AUGUUAUUCGACAUGAAAUCCAUCGUCCUCUACGGACUGAUGGCCCUGGCUCAUGCUUCUCCCUUUCCCGAGCUCAGCAAGCGGGCCAAACUCAGUGACUUCCAGUGCCCUGACGGCACCACACUGUCUGAAAAUGACAUCCGCGAGGCCUUUAAGGAGUGCCGCAAGCUCGAUGACCGCUCCAUCGGCAAGUAUCCGGCCAAGUUUGGUAACAAGAGCAACAAUCAAAAGGUAUUUGACAAUAUUCCGGAUGGCACCGAUCUGCGGGAAUUCCCCAUUAUUGUGGGUGGAAAGUACACUGGUGGCGUACCUGGUAAGUACCGUGUGGUCACAGACUACAAGGACAACCGCGGCGACUUCCGCGGUGUGAUGCAGCAUACCGGUGCAACCGUUGGUGGCGCCUAUACGGCCUGCACGCGGGUCACAAAACCCAAGCCUGAGACCGGCAAAGACAAAGAGGACAAGGACAAGCACGGCGACAAGAAGGGUAACAAAGAGGAGCGCAACGUCCAGGCGACUGAGAUUGGGAUCGCGGAGGAAUCCACCAGCCACACUGUCAGCGACCUGGCCACCCGCGCAAAGAAGAAGAAGAUUGGCAGCGCUACAUGUGAGGGCGUCACGCUCUCCAAGGACGAUGUCGGUAGUGCGUUCAAGGAGUGUAAUAAGUGGGAUGACCGUGGCGUCGGCGGCUACCCGCACAAAUUCGGUAACAAGAACGGUAAUACCCAGGUGUAUCAGGGCGUCACCAAAGACCUGCGCGAGUAUCCUAUCAUUCAAGGUGGAACUUGGACUGGCGGCGUACCCGGCAAGUACCGUGUUGUCACCGACUACAAGAAGAACUUUGUUGGCGUGAUGGUUGAGAAAGCUGGUGCUACCUUCACCCGCUGCACUAUCAAUUCUGAUUAG
Penicillium robsamsonii is the source of this 906-nucleotide messenger RNA. Its product is annotated as putative extracellular guanyl-specific ribonuclease. The record is from RefSeq and is a predicted model, not a curated record. Gene Ontology annotation, molecular function: RNA binding; RNA nuclease activity. The transcript has 3 exons. Bases 1 to 906 code for a protein of 301 amino acids. NCBI's taxonomy places the organism in Eukaryota, Fungi, Ascomycota, Eurotiomycetes, Eurotiales, Aspergillaceae.